CAGAAGUAAACUUAAACUUUUAGUUAGGUUUCUCCAAAGUUACAUAAUAGAGUAUGCUUGCCUGUUUACAAAGAUAGAAUCUACCAGCUAUUAUGUAUUAACUGAAUGCAUAUUGAUUUGUGAUUGCCUCAAUGGUACAAAGGCCACACUUUAGGUACCAAGGUCAAGAGUGUAAGCUUCAUCCCCAAGGGGUACACAAGGAGGCAUAUUUUAUCCCUCUUUAUGGACUUUUGUCUGCCCCAUCUAAGCUAUAAAUAUGGCGGCCUCUCCAACAUUCCACUACAUCUCCUUAGCUCAUUUGUCUGUUGUACUGUUUAGACUUGGGAAGAACAAUAGCCAUGGCUAAGCUUGUUGUUCUGCUGGCCAUUGCCCUCCUAGCCAUUUCCAUGGCUGACUCUGGUUACAAGGUGCUGGCCAAAGAAAUUAAGCAUUCUGAAGGGGAGUACAUACUGACUUCAAACGGACGAGGCACCCUGCAAACCUACCAAUGCCCAUCCCAAUGCUCAAGGAGGUGCUCAAAGACACAAUACCACAAGCCAUGCAUGUUCUUCUGCCAGAAGUGUUGCAUUAAGUGCCUCUGUGUACCCUCAGGUUUCUAUGGCAACAAAGGAGAGUGUCCUUGCUACAACAACUGGAAAACGAAGAGAGGGGGCCCAAAAUGCCCUUGACUUGAAGCAAACUAGUUUUCUCUAGCCUAUUUGUAUUGUUCACUUGCUUCACUCAACCUAAAGAGGUUGCUCUUGUAUUACCAUUAUCUGCCCGACCAACCUCAACUUGAUUGCUGAGUGUGGUAGGAGGCAACAUAAUUUGUAUCAAGAAUCAAUAUUAUGAUUCUUAUUUGUACCUCCUAAUCAACCAAUAACAAUCUGAUAUUUGAUGGUUUUAUGAAUAA
This is a messenger RNA of Musa acuminata AAA Group (dessert banana), 892 nucleotides long. Its product is annotated as gibberellin-regulated protein 6. The coding region runs from base 339 to 668 and encodes 109 amino acids. The record is from RefSeq and is a predicted model, not a curated record. NCBI's taxonomy places the organism in Eukaryota, Viridiplantae, Streptophyta, Magnoliopsida, Zingiberales, Musaceae. The transcript has 4 exons.